ACCCGGACAGCGGCGCUGCCUUGGCGCGCAAAAGCGGGCUGAGGCGAAGAGGCAGCAAUCUGUGGCGAGCGGUGGGAACGGAGCGCGCGGGAGCAGCUGACGCGGCAGGGCAGGGACAUGGCCGCAGGUGGUGGCGGUGGCGGCGAUGGAGCCCUCCCGGAUCUCAGUCGCUAUGUGGUGUCCCGGCCCGUGUACAAUGAGCCUACCUUUCAAGAGGAGAAUGAGAGGAAAUUGGUGGUGCCCAAAACACUCCGGGAACGAGUCCAGAAAACUUGCAGCUGUUCAAGAAGAAAAGCCAUUCAGGUAACCAAGACCUUGUUCCCUAUUUUGGAAUGGCUGCCUAAGUACAGAGUGAAGGAAUGGCUCAUCAGCGAUAUAAUUUCCGGUGUCAGUACUGGACUUGUGGCUACUUUACAAGGUUUGGCAUAUGCACUACUGGUUGCAGUUCCUGUCGGAUAUGGUCUCUACUCUGCUUUUUUCCCCAUCCUGACAUACUUCUUCUUGGGAACAUCAAGACACAUCUCAGUUGGACCUUUCCCAGUGGUCAGUUUGAUGGUGGGCUCAGUAGUACUGAGCAUGGCGCCUGAUGAAAAAUUCCACAUGGUCAGCAGCAACAUGACAGGGCUGAACCAAACAGUUAUAGAUAUCGCAUCAAGAGAUGCCGAGAGAGUGAUAAUUGCCAGCACCAUCACAUUUUUGGUUGGCAUUCUCCAGCUAGUGUUUGGAUUUCUUCAGAUUGGUUUUAUCGUGAGAUAUCUUGCUGAUCCACUGGUUGGGGGUUUUACAACAGCUGCAGCAUUUCAAGUGUUCGUUUCACAGCUGAAGAUAGUCUUAAAUGUCCCAACCCAAAACUACAAUGGGGUCCUUUCCAUAAUCUAUACCCUUAUUGAUAUAUUUAAAAAUAUUGGACAAACCAACAUUGCCGAUCUCAUUGCUGGCCUGCUGACCAUCGUUAUUUGUAUGGUAGUCAAGGAAAUAAACGAUCGAUUCAGACACAAGAUCCCUGUUCCUAUUCCUAUAGAAGUGAUUGUGACAAUAGUCGCCGCUGGCAUUUCGUAUGGUGUUGACCUGGAGAAAAAGUACAAUGCAGGCAUUGUUAAAUCUAUUCCUAGCGGGUUUUUGCCUCCCGAACCUCCAGUGGUCAACAUGUUUGGAGACAUGAUAGCAUCUGCCUUUUCUAUUGCCAUUGUUGCUUAUGCAAUAGCUGUGUCCGUGGGCAAAGUCUAUGCAACCAAAUACGACUAUGCCAUUGAUGGAAAUCAGGAAUUUAUUGCCUUUGGGAUCAGCAAUAUUUUUUCAGGGGCCUUCUCUUGCUUCGUCGCCACCACUGCUCUGUCCCGCACAGCAGUCCAAGAAAGCACUGGUGGGAAAACCCAGAUUGCUGGAAUAAUCUCAGCUGGAAUCGUACUGAUUGCCAUUGUAGCCUUGGGGAAACUGCUUGAACCUUUGCAGAAGUCUGUGUUGGCAGCUGUGGUCAUUGCCAACUUGAAAGGGAUGUUCAUGCAAAUAUUUGAUGUACCCCGUCUGUGGAGGCAGAGCAAGGCAGAUGCUAUGAUCUGGGUUUUCACAUGUAUAGCGUCCAUCAUUCUGGGACUAGAUUUGGGUUUACUUGCUGGUCUGGUGUUUGCACUGCUGACGGUUGUCCUGAGAGUUCAAUUUCCUUCCUGGGGUAGCCUUGGCAACAUUCCUGGCACAGACCUAUAUAAGAACAUCAAAGAAUACAAAAAUGUUGUUGAACCAGAAGGAGUGAAGAUUCUCAAAUUUUCAAGUCCAAUCUUUUAUGCUAACAUUGAUGGCUUGAGAAGCAGCAUCAAAUCCACUGUGGGAUUUGAUGCCAUGCGGGUAUAUAACAAGAGGCUAAAGGCUCUGAGGAAGAUACAGAAGCUAAUCAAGAAGGGAAAAUUGAAAGCGACCAAAAAUGGUAUCAUCAGCGAUUCUGGUAGGACUAAUGAAGCAUUUGAAUUUGAUGAGGACCCAGAAGAUCCUGAAGACCUUGAUGUUCCAACUAGAGAAGUAGAAAUCCAGGUGGACUGGAAUGCAGAACUCCCCGUCAAAGUCAAUGUUCCCAAAGUGUCUCUUCAUAGUUUGAUUUUCGACUUUGGAGCUGUGUCUUUCAUGGAUGUAGUAGCAGUGAGAGUUAUGAAAACAAUUGUCAAAGAAUUUGAAAGGAUUGAUGUGAGAGUGUACAUCGCAUCACAUUUAGAGCACAUUAUCAAAACACUGGACCACUGUGCAUUUUUUGAUGAUGCCAUUCAAAAGGAUAUGUUUUUCCUGACCGUACAUGAUGCCGUACUCCACAUACAGAAUCAGAGCAUGCAGAGAGACAUCCAGGAUCCUAUAUUUGAAAAGAUUUCACUAAUGCAGGAGUCAAAGGAACCAAUAGAAUUUACAGAAACAAACCAGAAUGAAGAGCUUGAUGUUCAGGAAGAGGCUAUGCGCAGGCUUGCUUCAUGAAGGAAGGAUAUUGAAUUUAUCAUAUCUGUGAACUCUGGCAAACCGGAAGCAAUAUUCAAAGCAUAUUUAUCAUUGAAACAAUUAACUUUGCACUAGAAGAAAAUAUUUAUCUUAUGCUACAGGUGUCUCGGACUCUAAUUUGUCUUUUUACAUAGUAUUCUUCAUUAACAUUAUUUGGUAAAUUUGUAUCUAAAUUACUUGGGAUAUGGAAAGAUCAUUAUAGAUAUAGCAAAACUGGCUCCCAGCUUCUAAGUGAGGACACACACAUCUAUAUUUGUGUCCUAAUUUUAUUCCAAUGUACGUAACC
Messenger RNA from Podarcis raffonei (Aeolian wall lizard), 2761 nucleotides. RefSeq names its product solute carrier family 26 member 4 (gene SLC26A4). The record is from RefSeq and is a predicted model, not a curated record. Gene Ontology annotation, molecular function: secondary active sulfate transmembrane transporter activity; oxalate transmembrane transporter activity; chloride transmembrane transporter activity. Gene Ontology annotation, biological process: transmembrane transport. The transcript is spliced from 21 exons. The coding region runs from base 118 to 2454 and encodes 778 amino acids. Lineage: Eukaryota; Metazoa; Chordata; Lepidosauria; Squamata; Lacertidae. Gene Ontology annotation, cellular component: membrane.